CAGCCUCCUCUGCAGAGCCUGCCCAAGGCUCCCUCCCUUGUGACUCAGUCCUCUGCUGCCCCUGCAGCGAACCCCCUGGGCCACCCGAUAGCCACCCCGGGCUUGGGUUACACAGGCUCCGCCACAACGCCAUUGGCCGCGAUGACUGCAGCGACAAGGCCCAGUGACUCCGCGAGGAGCCUCCCGCUGCCGGACUCUCGCGUGGCAGCCGCUCCCCAGCCCGCCGGUUUCUAUCAUGAACAAGGAAAUUCCUCCUGCUUUAGACCAUGGCAGCUCCAGAUGCGGAGGUGGAGGUGGAGGUGGAGGUGGAGCCCGGUCUCAGAGGCCCUGAGAUCGUCACCAUGGGGGAGAACGACCCGCCAGCAGCCGAGGCGCCCUUCUCCUUCCGGUCACUGUUCGGCCUUGAUGACUUGAAAAUAAAUCCUGUGACACCAGACGCAGACGCGGUGGCCGCGCAGAUCCUGUCGCUGCUGCCCUUGAAGUUCUUCCCGAUCAUCGUGGUGGGCGUCAUCGCGCUGAUACUGGCGCUCGCCAUCGGCCUGGGCGUCCACUUUGACUGCUCCGGGAAGUACAGGUGUCGUUCGUCUUUUAAGUGUAUUGAACUGGCAGCGCGCUGCGACGGGGUGUCCGACUGCAAGGACGGGGAGGAUGAGUACCGGUGUGUGCGGGUGAGCGGCCGCAGUGCGGCGCUGCAGGUCUUCACGGCUGCCGCCUGGAGGACCAUGUGCGCGGACGACUGGAAAGGCGGCUAUGCCGGCGUGGCCUGUGCCCAGCUGGGCUUCCCCAGCUACGUCAGCUCAGGUGACCUCAGAGUGGACUCGCUCGAGCCUCAGUUCCAGGGGGCCUUCGUGUCCAUCAACCACCUCCUGCCGGAUGACAAGGUGACCGUGUUACACCACGCGGUGUACGUGAGGGAGGGAUGCGCCUCAGGCCGCGUGGUCACCCUGAAGUGCACGGUCUGUGGGCUGAGGACCGGCUACAGCGCGCGCAUCGUGGGUGGGAACGUGUCCGCGCUGGCGCAGUGGCCCUGGCAGGUCAGCCUCCAGUUCCAGGGCUACCACCUGUGUGGGGGCUCGGUCAUCACGCCCCUGUGGAUCGUCACCGCCGCACACUGCGUCUACGACCUGUACCUCCCCAAGUCCUGGACCAUCCAAGUGGGCCUGGUAUCCCUCCUGGACAGCCCAGCGCCCUCCCACUUGGUGGAGAAAAUUAUCUACCACAGCAAAUACAAGCCAAAGAGGCUGGGCAAUGACAUCGCCCUCAUGAAGCUGGCCGGGCCACUCACCUUCGACGAGGUGAUCCAGCCCGUCUGCCUGCCCAACUCGGAAGAGAAUUUUCCUGACGGCAAAGUGUGCUGGACGUCAGGAUGGGGGGCCACGGAGGACGGAGGCGAUGCCUCCCCCGUCCUGAACCACGCGGCUGUCCCACUCAUCUCCAACAAGAUCUGCAACCACAGGGAGGUGUAUGGCGGCAUCAUCUCCCCGUCCAUGAUGUGUGCGGGCUACCUGAAAGGCGGCGUGGACAGCUGCCAGGGAGACAGCGGCGGGCCCCUGGUGUGCCAGGAGAGCCGGCUGUGGAAGCUGGCGGGCGCCACAAGCUUCGGCAUCGGCUGCGCAGAUGUGAACAAGCCCGGGGUCUACACCCGCAUCACCUCCUUCCUGGACUGGAUCCACGAGCAGAUGGAGGUUCGAACAGAUCCCGGAAGCAGCUCACGUGUCCGCUGGGCCUUGUCACAUUGUGGCGCUGGGUGCUCACCCUGCAGUGUGACAGUGGACAGUAGCUCAGUGCUCGGUCGGCCACUUGGUUGGCCUCAGGAACGAAUCUGACUUUAGGGACCUGAAGACCUGAAGAGGCUGGGACACGCUGCUACUGAGCUCCCGAGCGAUGGCUGGUCCCUCCCCGGAGUUGAGCGUGGGCAGGGUGACACGAGUGGGUUCUCUCGGAGCUGAAGGGAGAUGCUGGCCUGACCCCGAACACCCGUACCGCCUGCUUCUCAUGCCUUGAGCUAUGGGGCUUUGGGCGGAGAUGACCUUGAAGCUCCUUCUUGACCUUCACUAAGAACUAAAGCAGAACAUCCCCAUGUGCUACCUUC
Chinchilla lanigera (long-tailed chinchilla) is the source of this 2092-nucleotide messenger RNA. It is a transcript of the gene Tmprss3, whose product is annotated as transmembrane protease, serine 3. Gene Ontology annotation, biological process: proteolysis. The record is from RefSeq and is a predicted model, not a curated record. The transcript has 14 exons. The coding region runs from base 267 to 1826 and encodes 519 amino acids. Gene Ontology annotation, molecular function: serine-type endopeptidase activity; protein binding. Gene Ontology annotation, cellular component: membrane. Lineage: Eukaryota; Metazoa; Chordata; Mammalia; Rodentia; Chinchillidae.